GGUAGUUAUGGUGGGACCCCGGUGGGACCAGUGCAAAUGACCCGCAUUUAAUCAGUGGAACUCACGUGUUGACAUGGAAUCUGGAAAUAAUAGCGGAUUUGCUGCGAUAAAACCGGAGUUCAUAAUUGCUAACCAUGAAAGAACUUUAGCUUUAGAGUGCCUUUCCGAAGAUGACAAGAAAAGGUUGGCAGAUGUUGAUUCAUCCAAAGAUUCAAAUGAGCCUAAUAAACACCAAAAACUUAAUAACGGUCAAAGAAGAAUUCUCAAAGGACAAAAUAAAGCAAGACCUUGCCCAUUCACUCGUACACCUGAAACGGAAUUGUGUAGUUCUGCAACUGAUUUAUUGGAAUCUGAUGCAAUACCCGAGUGUUCCAAUCCCAAAUGUAGGUUUAUGCAUAGUAUUGAAGACUAUCUGAAACUUAAGCCAGCUAAUAUUGAUUCAACAUGUUAUGUAUAUUCAAUUAGAGGAAGAUGCCCAUGGGGAGUUUCAUGCAGGUUUGGUUCUGAACAUACCACUGAUUCUGGACGAAACAUAAUUAAUGAGGGUGUUUGGGAGGAAUAUCAAAGAAAACCACAAUCUGAAACAAUAAAUUCACUCUCUAGAGAUAUUCAAUUUAAGCUGCGGAAAAAGAAGUAUGACUUUGAUAAGAGUGAGAAAAUUUUAUUAAAAUAUUCUAAAAACAAACCUGCAGAUAAGAAAUGUGAUCAAAAGACUGAAGAUAAAGAAGAAGAGAAAGAAAUGAAGGGUCUGGAAAAUUUAGAAGUGAAAAAUUCUGAAGAGACAUCUGAUGAGAAAAAUGUAUCUGUAGAGAUCAGUUGUUCAUCAAGUAAUGCUGGUGAUAAGGAUAUUGUGAAAAAUGACAAGCCAUCUGGGUGUGUGACAGAUGAAGAUGUAAUAUCCAUUAGAAAAGAAGAGAAAAAAAAGAUUGAUUGGUCAGGAAAAUUGUAUCUUUCGCCUUUAACAACUGUUGGUAAUCUGCCAUUUCGGAGAAUAUGUCGAGACUUCGGGGUGGACAUUACAUGUGGAGAAAUGGCUCUUGCCACAUCACUUCUCCAAGGAGCAUUUCAAGAAUGGGCUCUUGUGAAACGACACAGCAGUGAAAACCUCUUUGGAGUUCAGUUGUGUGGCAACAAUCCUUAUGUCAUGACACGAUGUGCUCAACUACUUCAAGAACAAGCUGUUGUGGAUUUUGUUGAUAUCAAUCUUGGCUGUCCAAUAGAACUCAUCUAUCAGCAGGGUGCUGGUAGUGGUCUCUUGCGUCGAGAAAGAAUAUUAGAGUCAGUUGUACGUUCAAUGUCAGAAGUCCUUACUGUCCCAUUGACAGUAAAACUACGCACAGGUGUGAGCAAUAACAAAAAUAUUGCUCAUACUUUAGUCCCCAAAUUUGGAGAAUGGGGUGCUUCUCUGAUAACGCUUCAUGGGCGAUCUCGUGAACAACGAUAUACCCGUUUGGCUGAUUGGCCUUAUAUUGAAGAAUGUGCAAAAUUGGCCAAACCUACUCCACUUUUUGGCAAUGGGGACAUUCUAUCGUUUGAAGAUUACGAAAAUGCUCUUAAAAAUCAUCCUUCUGUAGCUGGAGCAAUGAUAGGUCGAGGAGCUCUUAUUAAGCCGUGGAUCUUCACAGAGAUUAAAGAGCGAAGACAUUGGGAUAUUUCUAGUUCUGAACGAUUUGAUUUACUGAAGAAAUAUGUGAACUAUGGUCUUGAGCACUGGGGUUCUGAUACAAAGGGUGUGGAGAAUACACGGCGUUUCCUUCUUGAAUGGCUUUCAUUUCUGCAUCGUUAUAUUCCUGUAGGAAUAUUAGAACAUGUGCCUCAACACAUGAAUGAAAGGCCACCAUUCUAUAAGGGUCGUGAUGAAAUGGAGACGCUAAUGGCAAGUUCCAAUUGUGCUGAUUGGGUUAAAAUCAGUGAACAGUUGCUGGGACCAGUACCUGAGGGUUUCCAUUUCCUACCAAAACACAAGGCAAAUUCAUGGAAAUGAAGAUGAAAUAAUUAUUUAUUGUACAGACAUGGUGUUUUUUUUUGAGAAUUGUACAUUUUCCUUAUGGAAAGAAAUGUCUUGACGAACCUCAUUUUUGUACUUCAACUUCCUUUACACUACGUGCAUCUCCUGUGAUUCCAGACUCCAAAGUAAAGAGAUAUUACUCAACUAAUUGCAAUUAUUUUUUUUUUUUACCUUUCAUUUAUACAUUUCCCCCGCAAACUUAUUUUGUUUUUUAGUACAAAUGUGAAAUAUUUUCAAUUUUGUGAAGAAGAGAAGGCUAUUUGUAAUCUUUUAUUUUCAUUGAUAUAAAAUAUUAAGCAUCAGACAAAAAAAAAUCUGGUUUCCUUAUUUCAGUGCACGUGUUCCAGGGUUUCCUCUGAGAUCAAUGUAGUAAAUUUUGGGUUUUAUUCCAUUCCCUCAUUGAAUUGUGAUGUCAUGAGAUUAAUGAAAGAAAG
Messenger RNA from Gryllus bimaculatus (two-spotted cricket), 2442 nucleotides. Lineage: Eukaryota; Metazoa; Arthropoda; Insecta; Orthoptera; Gryllidae. The record is from the annotation of a GenBank genome assembly.